Messenger RNA from Piliocolobus tephrosceles (Ugandan red Colobus), 3119 nucleotides. It is a transcript of the gene INSIG1, whose product is annotated as insulin induced gene 1. The transcript has 6 exons. Gene Ontology annotation, biological process: cellular response to insulin stimulus; SREBP-SCAP complex retention in endoplasmic reticulum; cholesterol biosynthetic process. Lineage: Eukaryota; Metazoa; Chordata; Mammalia; Primates; Cercopithecidae. Gene Ontology annotation, cellular component: endoplasmic reticulum; SREBP-SCAP-Insig complex. The coding region runs from base 297 to 1130 and encodes 277 amino acids. The record is from RefSeq and is a predicted model, not a curated record.
AGACCACGCCCCUAGGCGGUGCGCGCGGGCGGUGGGUAGGCCGGGCAGGGUCACGUGAUGCGGGCCCCGCGGCCCGCCAUAUAAGCCCGCGAGCCCGCCGGGCGCCGCGGCCGCACUUGGGGCCGUCCCGGGCCGCGACUCCUCCUUCCCCGCAGCCCCGCCUCCGCUCGCAGAGCCCGAGGGCGGGCGCCUCUCGGCCAGGUACGCGGCGAGCUGGGGCAGGGGUCGCGGGCGGGGUUUGGUCGCGCUGCAGCCGGUCCUCCCCGGAGGAAGCGCCUCUCGGACGCGGGUGACCGAUGCCCAGAUUGCACGACCACUUCUGGAGUUGCUCCUGUGCGCACAGCGCGAGGCGCCGAGGCCCCCCGCGAGCCAGCGCCGCGGGGCUGGCAGCCAAGGUUGGGGAGAUGAUCAGCGCUUCCGUGUCCGGGCCCUCCCUGCUUGCGGCCCAUGGUGUCCCGGACGCUGACCCCGCGCCCGGGGACCGCAGUGCUUCGAUGAGCGGUCCCGAGCCCGGCGGCCCCUACCCCAACACCUGGCAUCAUCGCCUGGUGCAGAGGAGCCUCGUGCUCUUCUCGGUUGGGGUGGUCCUAGCCCUGGUGCUCAACCUGCUGCAGAUCCAGAGGAAUGUCACUCUCUUCCCCGAGGAGGUGAUCGCUACCAUCUUUUCCUCCGCCUGGUGGGUCCCUCCCUGCUGCGGGACAGCAGCUGCUGUUGUUGGCCUGCUGUACCCCUGCAUCGACAGUCACCUCGGAGAACCCCACAAAUUUAAGAGAGAGUGGGCCAGUGUCAUGCGCUGCAUAGCAGUUUUUGUUGGCAUUAACCAUGCCAGUGCUAAAUUGGAUUUUGCCAAUAACAUCCAACUGUCCUUGACUUUAGCAGCCCUGUCUUUGGGGCUUUGGUGGACAUUUGAUCGUUCCAGAAGCGGCCUUGGGCUGGGGAUCACCAUAGCUUUUCUAGCUACGCUGAUCACACAGUUUCUCGUGUAUAAUGGUGUCUAUCAGUAUACAUCCCCAGAUUUCCUCUAUAUUCGUUCUUGGCUCCCUUGUAUAUUUUUCUCAGGAGGCGUCACAGUGGGGAACAUAGGACGACAGUUAGCUAUGGGUGUUCCUGAAAAGCCCCAUAGUGAUUGAGUCUUCUCAACCACCAAUUCUGAGAGCAAGGAAGAUUUUGGAAGAAAAUCUGAUUGUGGAUUACGACAAAGAUUAUCUUUUUUCUUAAUCUACUUAGAUCAGGCUGACUGUACAAAUGACUCCUGGAAAAAACUGUUCACCUAGUCUAGAAUAGGGAGGUGGAGAAUAUGAUGACUUACCCUGAAGUCUUCCCUUGACUGACCGCACUGGCGCCUGUCUGUGCCCUGCAGCAUUCUGCCAAGGCUGCGUGGGUUCAGGCAGGUGGCAGUUUCCCAAGUAUGAGAUUUCAUUCAUGUGAUUAAAACAAGUUGCCAUAUUUCAAAGCCUUGAACUAAGACUCAGUUACCAACUGUCCGUUUUGUAUCAGUGCCCAAAGGAGGUAGGUUGGUGGUGCCUAACAAACACGAAGUAUGGUGUAAUAGGAAUCAUAUUUAUCCAAAAGAUUUUUUAAAAUAGGGCUAUGUUUAAAACAAAACAAAAAACAAACCAAAAAAACAGCAAGAAAAGCAGCAGUGAUUAUAGAGAGGUCACGCUCCAAGUGGAGUCGCGGCAUGGCCACGCUUCACGGUCACGCUCGUUCCUCCUGCAGUGGCGUGUUUACACGGUCACACGUGUGUGUAUCGCCAGCGGGUCAACUGUGCUUUUCAUACCUGUGGAAGUUUGUAUAGACAAUCUUACUGAGCAAAAGGCAAUGAAAAGUCAUGGUCCCACACUGCGAUAUAUUGGAAUUUUCACCUCAGUUUAUGAAGUUUAUUUUGAAAUGCAUAAUCAUCUAAGAAUGAAUACCUGUCUGCCAUGUAUUUCAAUCUUAGUGAGCGAAAAUUGUUUCUUUGUUACUACAGAAUAGAGAUGACUGUUUUUUUCCACAGCCCUAUGGAAUUUGCAAUCUGUGAUUGCCUUGUAAAAAGGAGAGUGCAUAUGUCACUGCAUUAAACAUGUGGUGUUUCUAAAUAUUCAAUGAUAUUGGUGAGCACAAUGUAUUCAUUUAAUGGCAUAGACCAUACCAGACCUAAUUUGCAAGUAUUGGGUCUUAAACUUCAAGUGCAAUGUAUAUGAAAACCAAUCUGAGCCUUGUAUCUCUUAAAUAUUUAUUUUUUUUAACGUGUGAGAUGUUCGAGAGAAGUGUUCUCCAUUCAUUUCAGUGCUGCAUGGAGGAAACUCGGCAAUGAUUUCUUUCAGUCGUGAAGUUCCUUUUGUGUUACACCCUCCACUGAACCCUCAACCUUCGAAAUACUCCAGUUUUGUGGGUUUAGUCAUUUUUGCUUACAAAUUUACCUUUUUGUAUUUUGCAAUUUACAUGUGUUUGGUUUGUUUUAAAUUCUGUGACAGUGGCUUGAUUCAAAGACUCCUUUUAAAUGGAAGCCAGCAGUCAGCAGAAUGGAAGCUUAGAGGACCUUGCCUGUGAGCGCUCCUCUUUGUGUGUGGUUUUGUGUAUGUAAUGAUCUUUGCUGGGGUUUUUUGCUUUGUUUUGAGGGAAAUGUCUUGGAGUAAAUUUUAAGUUCCUGAAACUAAUUUGUUUUAGAGGAAUUUUGUUUUUUUAAAAAGAUAGGAUCAUUCUGAACUUGGGAAUGACCCCCUUAUAUAUUUUCUGAAAAUGAAAACAAUUAGUCACAUGAAAAAAAAUGUCCAAUGAAGAUGUCAGCAUUUUAUGAAAAACCAGAAGUUAUUAGAUGAAAGCAGUGAGUGAAUCUUUAAAACAGACUCGAUCAUGCACAAACAUUAAGUCUUUCUCUCCGAAACCGGAAGUAAAUCUAUAUCUGUUAGAAAUAAUGUAGCCAAAAAAAUGUAAAUUGGAAGAUUUUGUUGCCAAUAGUUUAUAGAAAAUAUAUGAACCAAAGUGAUUUGAGUUUGUAAAAAUGUAAAAUAGUAUGAACAAAAUUUGCACUAUACCAGAUUCGAACAUCUAGUGAGAUUCACAUUCAUACUAGGUUUUCAACAUUGUGUUCUUUUUGCAUUCAUUUUUUACUUUUAUUAAAGGUUCAAAACCAA